Lactuca saligna is the source of this 1967-nucleotide messenger RNA. NCBI's taxonomy places the organism in Eukaryota, Viridiplantae, Streptophyta, Magnoliopsida, Asterales, Asteraceae. The record is from the annotation of a GenBank genome assembly.
AGAAAACCUAUUAAAUUCAAUUAUUUUCAAGUCAAAAGUUUCAUGGGACCAGAGGAAAUUGUGUCCAUAACUUCCUCUCGCAUUGCUGAUAAAUUCAAUUAUUUUCAUGUCAAAGCAUCAAUGGGUUGAAGAAAAAAUGGUGUUUCAUUGCCGAUGUUUCUCCUUCUCUUUCCAAGAAGACGAAGAGAUCGAAUAUGAAACCAGAACUCAAACAAAAUCGACUUCCACUCACGACUAUUAUACUGCUUCUUCGGAUUUGAAUCGGACCAUUUCCGAUUUUCAUGCGAAGCCAUCAGGAUUCCCAAACUUGAUCAAGAAACCAAACAAUUUGAGGGUUUUCACAUUCGCUGAGCUCAAAGCAGCUACUAAUAACUUUGAUAUUGCUUGGAAUAUAGGAGAGGGUGGAUUUGGGUGUGUAUACAAGGGUGUGAUCCAGAAUUUGGAACAUCCUUUCGAUGAGAUUCAGGUCGCUGUGAAGUAUGCCAAAGGAGUAAUGAAGGAAAGUUUGUCUACUUACCCUUUCCUCUUUAUGUAAUUGUAUCAUUUCUAGGUUGAGAUCAUUAUCGUAUAGAGAUCAUUAUUUGUUUGAGUUUCACUGAUUAACCUUGAUUAUGUUGCAACAGGGGCAUAGAGAGUGGUUAACCGAGGUUAAUGUUCUUGGGGUGGUUGUGCAUCCAAACCUUGUCAAACUAGUAGGUUACUGUUCGGAAGACACAGAAAAAGGAAUGCAACUGUUUUUAGUAUACGAAUACAUGCCUAAUGGAAGCCUGAAGGAUCAUCUAUCUACAAGAUCACAAACACCUCUCUCAUGGAGCAUGAGACUGAAAGUGGCUCAAGAUGCUGCUUGUGGCUUAGCGUAUCUACAUGAAGAAAUGGAUUCUGAGAUUAUUUUCAGGGAUUUCAAAUCCUCCAACAUCCUUCUAGAUGCUCAAUGGAACGCUAAGCUUUCGGAUUUUGGUGUGGCUCGAAUAGGUCCUCAAGAAGGACGCACUCAUAUCUCAACCAUGUUUCAAGGAACGGUGUUAUAUGCGGCACCAGAGUACAUUGAAUCAGGGUAUUUGUCAUCCAAAAGUGACGUAUGGAGCUACGGGGUCUUUCUAUAUGAACUUAUCACGGGUAGGCGCCCAUUGGAUAAGAAUCUACCUCAAGGUGAACAGAAGCUUCUAGAAUGGGUAGGACGCUACACACACUCCAAAAGCCUCCACCAUAUCAUUGAUCCGAGACUUGAAGGUACAUGCUCAUUGAAGUCCGUACAAGCUUUGGUCAACAUUGCCAAUCUUUGCUUACAAAAACACCCGAGAUCAAGGCCAAAGAUGAGUGAGGUUUUAGGAUUGGUUAAUGCAUUGAUUGGGGCUCUAUCACAAACAACAAGUCCUGUGCGACCUUCGGUCCAGAUGAUUGAGGUUAACUGUAAGGAGAUUGUUACCAUGGAUGAAAAGAAUCAAGAGUACACGAGACAUGAAGGAGAGAGAGUUUCCAUUGAUAUCCAACUUAUAGAGACUUCUAUCGUUCCUCCUAUAUCCCAAUCGAAGCCAUCGAAGCCAGUGAAAUCUUUGAUUAGAAAGAAGUGGUGUUGUGUAUCGUAGCAAUUCGCAAAAGACAAUGAUCUUGAUAUUACAUUAAGAUUGAGCUAGAUUCGGCUCUAAACGUUAGCAAUUCAUUAUAUAAGUUAAAACAACAUUUGACCCGUGUGCUUCAAUGGCAUGAUCGUGCCAUGGCCAAUGAGAACAUUGCAUGGUUUGGGCAACACUGAUAACAGUCGUGAAAAGUUCAAUGAAUCUCAAAAAAUCUAGGAGUUUUCAAUACAUUUAAAACCUAAUUUUUUUUUUUUCGUUUUUCAUGGUGGAGAAUUAGUGAAUCGUCAUUCACUUACCUUCAAAUUAUUUGCAUGAUAGAUUACGACAUCCCUCUUCUAAUGUUUGAAUAAUGUUGUUGGAUCCUAGCCUUAAUUUCUCAUUUGGGUGUUU